This is a messenger RNA of Orbicella faveolata, 847 nucleotides long. RefSeq lists its product as uncharacterized. NCBI's taxonomy places the organism in Eukaryota, Metazoa, Cnidaria, Anthozoa, Scleractinia, Merulinidae. The record is from RefSeq and is a predicted model, not a curated record.
GUGGAGGAAACUCUUUCCCUUUAUGCAUGAUCCGCAUCCAUGGGUUGAAGGACGAGCUGAGACAACAAGCGAAGUCUUGAAGUCUAUUAUGGCCAUUUAUCUUUUCCGGAAGAAGAUUGCUGACCUGAGACGUUGUGAGAGCAAUCCUGCAGAUUUUUUCCACAAUUUGUAUCAGCCAGAAAAAGAUGCAAAUGGUGAGGUAGUCCACUAUCGGGAAGAUCACAAUCAUCUUCUCAAACGCAUCAUUACUCGUCUUCGUGAAGGUUACAUCCCAGGUCUCGAUUUACGAUCCUUGCGAGAUGCAUUACAUGACGCAUCAACUGGGUUGACCUAUGAAGCCCUUACAGGGAAGAACAAACAGUCAGUGCCUGAUUGUGAACGCCUCAUCAAUCCUGGUGUGAUUGCAUUUCUCGAACGGAAAGGUGAUGUGAGUGGUGCCCAUGUCAUUAAGCGUAUCCAUAACUGGCAUAAGGCAGUUGAUGGGAGAGGGCUCUCUGAGCAUCAAAGGUCAGCAUUCUGCCAAGAUAUGAAGGAGUGGCUUUUAGCAGAUUGGAUGUCAUGGUUUCGUACCAUACCAGAUUACAGCACUAUUGAUGUGAACAGGUAAUAUGAUGUGAGUGUACAUUUACAAGAAAAAUGGUUUGAAGACAAGCUGUUUAUUUAACUCUUUCUUAGGGAAAUUAUUCUUAAAGCAACAUAUAUCUAUGUGCUAUUGAUGUCCAGUUUUUUCCUUGGUUCAAAUUUUAUUUUCCUUUUUUUUUUUCUUGUAUGGUAGUUAUCUCUUAUUACUUAGCAGGAGGUCUGUAUGGGAGAAUCUUGACCAAAAUUGUGAGUACAGUUCGACCAC